AAAAUACUUUUACAUUCCCGAGUGACAGUGUCUUCUGACAAGUGAAUCCAGCUAUGAGUCGUUCAAUGAGUUUGUGCUACCUUGCUGUCCUAGUGACAGUGGUCCUGAUGUGUGCUGGCAGCACUCAAGGCGACGAUCAGUUCACGGCCACAGCUAGACAAAUGAUGCGUAUUUACGGCGACCCAUCAGUCAAUAGGGCAAUCAAGCAGCAGAAUCUGGAUCGCCUGGCCAACUUUUACCAGCACAACCGUCAUCGGAUUCAAUUCACUUCACAGGAAAGACGACAGGCUGAUGACUUGCUGAGGAGGUACAAUAAUGCAAAGGCUUCUGUCACGGUGGAUGGAGUACCAGCCCAAGGAGGAGCUGUUACAGCCGUACUUAUUCCCCUGGCUGUUGAAGGAGCCACCCAGCUGGUCAAGUUUGGAAUUGAUCAUUUGAAAUCAUCAGCCGGCGGAGUUGAGAUAAAUCGCAGUGCUGCCAUUUUUGGCUUGGCUUUUAUAAUGGCCUGCUAUUUGGUUAGAUCUAAGUCGUUGUAGGAUGGUGUCCGCUGGUAUACUGACUUUGAACUAUGUGAACUCUGCCUUGAUGAAUAUAAAAGUCAAUUCCAUUGAAUAUCUGAAAACUGUAGUACUUAUGAUUUACAAAAUAAGUUAGUUGCUUAUGGAUUUUUUUAAAUAAUUUUUUAAUAUUUUGUUUUAAUAAAUUUAAACUACAUAUUUCAUAUUAAACCAUAAAUAAAUAGAAAAUGAUUGAGAUCACGGCCAUAGAUGAUA
This is a messenger RNA of Drosophila kikkawai, 773 nucleotides long. Its product is annotated as protein Turandot F-like. NCBI's taxonomy places the organism in Eukaryota, Metazoa, Arthropoda, Insecta, Diptera, Drosophilidae. The record is from RefSeq and is a predicted model, not a curated record. Gene Ontology annotation, biological process: immune system process.